GUCAAUCCGAAUCUGGAGCUCUGCGGAGAGCUAGGAUGUUGUCGCCAGGGCAACGGCGGGGACAACAGACCGAGCGAGGACAAGGAUGCCUGCGCAGUGAUCGCUCGAAGCGCCGUCAAGCGACGCAAACACUUGGGGGAGAAGGAGCAAUCUCACUUCCUCCAAAACUUCUCUUUCAUCGUGGUUUUUUAGAAACUGCGUUGCUUGAUCUUGUCUUUGUUUACUGGCAAACGGGCUUCCACUCCCGCUUCAGUACUGUUGAUCUCACGCUUCGCAGUUGUCCCAGAUUGUUCUUCUCUGGUACCUCGGGGCUGCCGGCAGUUCCAGUCGUGACAUUUACCCCGGAUCUCAUUGUUUAUUUACCCUAUUCGCCCGCCGUCUUUUAAGUCUCGGACGGCUCUCCGCAGAUCCGAAGACGAAUUGUCGCUUCAAACGCCUGAGUUUACCCAGUCGCAUAGUAUGUCCUGUUAAGCCGUCCAAAAAGAACAAUCAUGAGGCAGCAACGUAUACACCACCAGGAGGAGCCGCCAGCAUACAGCUACGGAGAAGGCUCGUACCUCACUGAUAACUACGACCCGCCUGUCCGACACACGACCAUGCGGCUGCUACCGACGAGUUCGCAGGUCGAGAGUGAUUUAAAUGCUGAUUUGGGCACUGCGUCCACUUAUCGCGAUCGAGAUCCUUUUGGGGAUGAUAAUCAAACCGAGAGAUACUACGAAUACGACACAGAAGAUACACCCUCGCGCCCUGCUUCGAGCAUGCGAAAUGUGCCCAGUAUCCCAGCCCCUACAGCGUCCGCAGUGGACGACAUGCACUUUUCCUCUCGUCCGGCGUCGCCCACACGACCUUGGUCCCCGACGCGUGCCCCAGAUUGGACAAGACCCCCGUCUGUAGCAGGCUCCCAGUACGAACGCGCGGAUCUGAACGGCAGCCCUCGGCCAGGCACACCUAGUUCAAGAUACGGCGGGAGCCCCCGGAGGCCGCUCCCACCUGCGCCACUAUUCUCGAAGCCAGGAGUCGGUGGACAGGAUGCGAAGAUCGAUAUCGGCGACGCGGACGAUGAUCCUUUCGGCGGUGGUGGACGAACAAUGAAUUCUCGACACGGAGGACACGGCAGUGUCAAUUCAUUUACCAGCGAUUCGACCUUUAUUGCGGACGACAAGGAUCUGGAGAAGAUUGACCUGGAAGAAUAUAGCGAAACCCAGUCCAUGGUUGACCCUAAUCUGCACUACGGCCCAGCACCAGACAAACAAAGCCGCCGAGGAGUUCGCGAUGCUCAAAUGUCCAAAAAAGAGGUCCAGCUGAUCAACGGUGAGCUGAUCUUGGAGUGUAAGAUUCCUACCAUCUUGCACAGUUUCUUGCCCCGUCGAGACGAUCGCGAAUUCACUCACAUGCGGUACACGGCCGUUACUUGCGACCCCGACGACUUUGCCCAACGAGGAUACAAGCUGCGCCAGCAGAUCGGACGGACGAUGCGCGAAACCGAGCUGUUCAUCUGUGUGACCAUGUAUAACGAGGAUGAGAUUCAUUUUACUCGGACCAUGCACGGUAUCAUGCGCAAUAUCAGCCACUUCUGCUCUCGUUCCAAGUCUCGUACUUGGGGUAAGGAUGGUUGGAAGAAGAUUGUGGUCUGUAUCAUUGCAGACGGUCGUAAAAAGGUGCACCCGCGGACUCUGAAUGCUUUGGCAGCUCUGGGUGUCUAUCAGGAGGGCAUUGCAAAGAACAUCGUCAAUAAAAAACAGGUAAACGCCCACGUCUACGAAUACACUACCCAGGUAUCCCUCGACUCCGACCUCAAGUUCAAGGGUGCGGAAAGGGGCAUAGUCCCUUGCCAGAUUGUCUUUUGUCUGAAAGAGCACAACCAGAAGAAACUAAACUCGCACCGUUGGUUCUUCAACGCCUUUGGCCGAGCGCUGCAGCCCAACAUUUGCAUCCUGCUGGAUGUUGGUACCAAGCCCGAGCCUACCGCACUCUACCACUUGUGGAAGGCCUUUGACCAGGAUUCCAACGUCGCUGGUGCCGCCGGGGAGAUCAAGGCAAGCAAAGGAAAGGGAAUGCUUGGCCUUUUGAACCCUCUGGUCGCAAGUCAGAAUUUUGAGUACAAAAUGUCCAAUAUUCUUGACAAGCCGCUGGAAUCGGUGUUUGGGUACAUUACCGUGCUUCCCGGUGCCCUCAGUGCAUACCGAUUCUUCGCUCUGCAAAACGACGCCGAAGGCAAUGGCCCUCUGAACCAGUACUUCAAGGGAGAGACCCUGCAUGGUAAAGACGCGGAUGUGUUCACAGCCAACAUGUACCUGGCCGAAGAUCGUAUCCUCUGCUGGGAGUUGGUGGCCAAGAGGGAAGAGCGAUGGGUCCUCCGUUUCGUCAAGAGCGCUGUCGGAGAGACUGACGUGCCUGACUCUAUUCCCGAGUUCAUCUCCCAGCGUCGACGUUGGCUGAACGGUGCUUUCUUUGCCGCCGUGUACUCUAUUGUCAACGUGAAGCAGCUAUGGAAGACGGACCAUUCCCUUGCAAGAAAGAUUCUGCUGCAGAUCGAAUCUGUCUACCAACUGCUUCAGCUAAUCUUCACGUACUUUGGUCUAGCAAACUUCUAUCUCGCCUUCUAUUUCAUUGCCGGUUCGCUCACUGAUGACAAGAUUGACCCAUUCGGGCAUAAUUUUGGAAACUACAUCUUCGUCGUGCUGAGAUACGCUUGUGUCUUGGUGAUGUGUCUCCAGUUUAUCUUUUCCAUGGGUAAUCGACCUCAAGGCGCCAAAAAACUGUACCUCUCGAGUAUGAUCAUCUACAGUAUCAUCAUGAUAUACACAGCCUUUUGUACGCUGUACUUGAUCGUGCUUGAGCUCAUGGCCAAGACGGGGCACGACGUCCCAAUCACCAUAAGUAAUACUUUAUUCGUCAACAUUGUCGUGUCUCUCCUCUCCACCAUCGGCCUGUACUUCUUCACCUCAUUCCUCUACCUCGAUCCCUGGCACAUGUUCACCUCUUCGGCGCAGUACUUCGCCCUAUUGCCAUCUUACAUCUGCACCCUGCAAGUCUAUGCCUUCUGCAAUACGCACGACGUGACUUGGGGCACCAAGGGGGAUAACGUGACGAAUACCGAUCUAGGUGCGGCUCGUAUUAUCAACGGCUCUAUAGUCGAAGUCGAGAUGCCCUCGGAACAGCUGGACAUCGACAGUGGCUACGACGCUGCGCUGCGCAACCUCCGAGACCGUCUCGAAGUGCCGGAUCCGGGAAUUUCCGAAUCUCAACUUCAAGAGGACUAUUACCGCGCGGUGCGGACCUACAUGGUAUCUAUUUGGAUGGUUGCCAAUCUUAUCCUGGCUAUGGCCGUUUCCGAAGUCUACGGUAUCGGCUCGACAGGAAAUAACAUUUACCUCGCCAUCGUUUUAUGGUCUGUUGCGGCCCUCGCUCUCAUUCGUGCCGUUGGCUCGACGACAUACGCAAUUAUGUACGUCGUUCAGAAGCUUGUCGAGGGCAAGGCAAAAUUCCAAGCUGGUAAUAUUGCGCCGGCCCACUCUAGUGCUCCUGCUAGCUCGCUGGGGGGCGGUACGAAGUCAAGCCUGAACAUUCGGGAUACGCUCUACGAUUCGCGGUGGGCUAUGCAACGUGGUUUGCACAAGGUUGCGUUCUGGCGGAAAUGAUCUUCUUUGUUCCCAUUUAAUGUUUCUUUCAUGAUUUAUGUUGACCAUGUUUGAUCCCUCCUCGGUAGAUUCUGGAUACCAGACCUUUAUGACCUCCAUUGCGUGCCUACGGCUACCAAUUUUGUAGCAUGUCCCGUUGUAGCUACUAUGUAGGGAGAACACCUCACCUACGACCGUUAUACCGGUUGAAGAAGGUAUAAAUAAGUAAUCAUGCAUUCCUAUUUCAGCUUUUUUUUUUGGUGUUUGGUUGUUUUGAGAUCGAAAAGCAAGAAAAAAAUAGUGUCAUCCGCCGUGAAGAUAGUAAAGUUGGACGUAAUACAUGCAAAGAUCUCCAAGGCACAGCCAGUUGCCAGGACCUUGGUCAAUAAAGAGCAGAGUUGCACAUAAAAAAGGAAGACAAAAGAACAAAUUUCGAAGCAUAACCUUCGGGAGAGACAUGUUGGAGGUGGGUGUGGGUAAGAAUGUUAACGACGAUUCCAAUCUUGAAGAGGUCGAAUUG
Aspergillus calidoustus is the source of this 4140-nucleotide messenger RNA. The record is from the annotation of a GenBank genome assembly. Lineage: Eukaryota; Fungi; Ascomycota; Eurotiomycetes; Eurotiales; Aspergillaceae.